Aspergillus terreus NIH2624 is the source of this 852-nucleotide messenger RNA. RefSeq names its product caleosin family protein. Gene Ontology annotation, molecular function: monooxygenase activity; calcium ion binding. Lineage: Eukaryota; Fungi; Ascomycota; Eurotiomycetes; Eurotiales; Aspergillaceae. The record is from RefSeq and is a predicted model, not a curated record. The transcript is spliced from 4 exons. Bases 1 to 852 code for a protein of 283 amino acids.
AUGCCUUCCUACGAGGAACUUAAUUCAUCAGUUAGCCCUACCGCCCUGGGUCAGGGCCAAAUCGCAGAGAUCAAAGAGGGCAAAAAGGACGGAGGGGUCAAAAUAGUGGCCAGGAAUAGCCACGUCACGUCAGAACGCUUACCAGCGAUUUACACUGACCAAUUCAUCGAGAGUCCCGGUCUUGCUCGUGGCAAUGCAGCCGUUUCGGUGGACAAGCCCGACGGAGACCGAGAAUGGGUGCGAGGCGUGAAGGAAUACACACCACUCCAGCAGCACGUCUUGUUUUGGGACAGAGACGGCGACGGGCAAAUCUUCCCGUGGGACGUCUAUGUCGGGUUUCGAGAGUUAGGCUUCAACAUCAUCUUCUCCAUCCUCGCCGUUCUCAUCAUCAAUAUCAACUUCUCCUACCCUACGAGACUGGCAUAUAGCUGGCUCCCGGAUCCGUACUUCCGAGUAUAUGUCCCAAGCAUUCAUAAGGCCAAGCACGGUUCCGAUAGUGGCACCUACGACCCGGAAGGACGAUUCAUUCCGCAAGCAUUUGAGAAUCUCUUCUCCAAGUACGAUAGCGACAACGAUGGCGCAAUAACAUUAUGGGAAAUGUUUCAUCUCAUGCACGGUCAUCGCUGCGCAGCUGAUCCAUUCGGGUGGGGAGCAGCGUUCUUCGAGUGGGGAACAACAUGGCUUCUGAUUCAGAAGGACGGUAAGAUCUACAAGGAAGAUCUACGGGGAGUCUACGAUGGUUCCUUGUUUUGGAAAAUUCGUGAUCUACGUCAGUCAAAGACGGGUUGGAAUCAGGGAUAUGGCUUAGAAGUCAAUGGUCUACUGGGCUCCGCAAAGGGCUUGCUACUUUGA